AUGCCUCCAAUAUCGUACCUGUUCGCAUGUGAGUGGUGUCUCGAGCACUUCACGCAACGUGGCGCGCUUGUGGCGCACAAGCUCCACAGCCAUGACUGCAGGCUGGAACGCAGGCGGCGACUUCGUUACCUUGCCCGGCAUCCCGACGCUGACAUCAAUGACGUCUUUGGUGAUGCUUUUGCCCACGUCGAGGGCAAUGCGACGGUUGAAGCUGAAGAUGUGGCACAGCACCCAGAGGGCUUGGAUGCUCAACCCUCGGGCGGGAGUGGCAGCGACGACGACGUGGAGACGGAGGAAUGGGCCAGUGACGACAGUGACUAUGACGACGGGGCUUCUUCCGAAAGCGAUGACGACGCCAGCAGUGUGGACGACGUCGAUUUCAAGACCGCUCUGGAGUUCUUCCACUUCGUCGUGGGCUGCAACGGUGGCGAAGGCCUUAGCAACAAGUGUGUCGCCUGGCUUUUCAAGAUAUUGAGAGACCCGUGUUUGGAUUUAGACGCCAUUCGCCGCUGGCGUACCAAACGCGCUGUCCUCCAGUACGGCCUCCGGCUCAUGAUGGCGCGACGUGUUUACCGGACGGAGGAAGUGCGCAUUCCGGGGGUCGACCACACCUUCGAGGUCAUGUUGGCCAGUAUCGUCGAGGCCUUCACACGACGCCCUAAUCCUGUACUAAGCGCAUUGACAAUGCGCUUUUCUAUGCCGGGCAACAUUGUGCGCAUGAUCUGCCGGCUCAUUCGAGGGCUUACUUGUGCAAGCAUGCCAUUUCACGCUCUUCUACCACGACGCCCUCCGGACCCUUUGCAGGCUGCACUGGACGCGCUUCAUGGCGAGGGCCAGGUCGUGGCCCCCAUCAUCCUUUCAAGCGACGCCACCAUUCUCAGCGGGAAUGAGCGCGUGAAGGUGUGGGCGGUGUAUCUGAGUCUCGCGAACAUCCACCUCCGCCUCCGCUGGGGCGACUCUGGCAAGAUUCUGCUCGCCUUACUCCCGAUGCCCACCCAAGGAAUGACGGCUGAGCAGAAGGUGCAGCUUUUCCAAGCUGCGAUGCAGAUAGUCCUGGCAGAUCUCAUUGUUGCGUCCCACACGUGGGUAUGCUUCUGCAUGCAUAUUUCCGGUGACAUUGGGAUUGCGGCGCGCGAUCCAUGGGGGGUCGACCGGGUCAUCUGGCCCAUCCUCUUCUCCUACGUGGCGGAUUUCCCAGAGACCUGUAAGGUCUCCUGCACCCAGCAGCAUGGCAGUGCGAUGCCGUGCUCUCUGUGCUAUGUGGAUCGCGGGCAUCUCCGGUGCAUGACGGCGGCUGCAUCGGAGCCUCGCACCGUGGAUCAGCAGUCUUCCCUGCUGCAUAACCCACGGCUCGCAAGAACGUACUCCACUCUCUGCAUCCCGUCGUUCCUGUGGGAGUGGAACUUCGCCCGAACUGUAUGGGGCAACACGUAUCUGUCCCAGAUGCCGGACAUACUGCAUAUCAUCUACCUGGGCUUCUGGCUCUACCUGCGCGCAGCACUGCACGGGCCCGAUUCGCGCGCCGCCACCCUUGACGAGUACGUAAUAACCCCAGGGGUCAUCAGCAGCCGCACCAUCGUCGCGUUUCUGGACUGGCACGAGACUUACGUGAGGGCCGCGCAGCACACUGACGAGAGCCUGAGCAUGUUCGGCACGGCCACGCGUAGGAUGGUGCAGCUUGUGGAGAGCACUUUCCCACGCGACCACUCUGGGUGGAACUUGGUGAAGGUCCACCUGCUGCUCCACCUCACAGAGGCGUUUCGAAGGGGGGGGCUGCCACGUGAAUACUCUGCGGCAGUUUACGAGAACGCCCAUAUCCGCACCUGCAAGAGGCCGUAUCGGGCGUCGAACCACCGGGACCUGAGGCGUGCGAUCGCACAGCACAACACCAACACGGCGCUCCUGACCCAUCUCCCUACCAACCUCGAGGGAGAUCGGCAGUACAACACAGCGUUGCGACGGGCCAUCGCUGCUGGUCUGCCCCAGCUGUGCCGCCAGCGCUACCGGCUGCUGAGCGAUAGCAGUGCGCAGGAGCAGGCGCCGCUGGGCCUGUACGCGACAUACGAUGCCGCCAUCCCUGGAGGGAUCGGGCCCUACGAGAUGCUGUGCCGCCUGUACGGCUACAUCCCGUUCCCAGCAUGGGUCCACACCGCACUCGCCCUCCCCGGGCGCGAGAUGGACUACACCCUGAUCAGGCCGCAUUACGCCCGUGCAGCUCCCUCUCUCCAUGGGGCACCUGCGUUCUCGUUCAUCGAGUAUGAGGACGGGAGCGGGGAGUUGGUGCAUGGCCGCGUGCACCUCCUGCUGACGCUGACGAUGAGCAGCUGCGACGCCGACCCUGCGGGAGAGGAGCUGGCCUUCGUGAGGCGGUGGUUCCCCUCACAUGAGGACGAGUGCACGGGGUGCAUGAGGAUGCGCCCGUCCGACGACGAACUUGGCUAUGACUUCGUGCCGGUCGUAGCCGUGCAGAGGACCGUGCACAUGGUGGAGUCCUUCGUGACUCCUGGGCUGUGGUUCUUGAACAAGUGGACUGGUCGAUGCCGCGAAGAGAUGCGUUGA
Messenger RNA from Closterium sp. Yama58-4, 2559 nucleotides. NCBI's taxonomy places the organism in Eukaryota, Viridiplantae, Streptophyta, Zygnematophyceae, Desmidiales, Closteriaceae. The record is from the annotation of a GenBank genome assembly.